This is a messenger RNA of Chelmon rostratus (copperband butterflyfish), 5872 nucleotides long. It is a transcript of the gene tmem115, whose product is annotated as transmembrane protein 115. The record is from RefSeq and is a predicted model, not a curated record. Gene Ontology annotation, biological process: retrograde vesicle-mediated transport, Golgi to endoplasmic reticulum. Bases 928 to 2091 code for a protein of 387 amino acids. Gene Ontology annotation, cellular component: Golgi apparatus; membrane. The transcript has 3 exons. Lineage: Eukaryota; Metazoa; Chordata; Actinopteri; Chaetodontiformes; Chaetodontidae.
GUCAGUAGCUGAGUGCUGUAACUGGGAGGAGGAGUGCCAGCCAACAUAAUAUAAUUUCCUCCGGCGACCUGCUCUCAAAAGACGGAAGAACAAUAAGAUAAACGAAUGAAGCUAAGGUAGUGUGAGAAAUCUGUGAAGUAUACUCGACUUGACGCUGGUUCAGAAGCGCCUCUAACAUUGUUUUGAAGGCCUGUUGCUAGCUACGGGAAAUCCUCGGGCUAGCCCGGUAGACACCGGGCCGAGAGAACGCAGAGGACCGGGACGGGAGCUCUGUGGACCAGUUUGAACGAUCAGGUUUUACGGACGCUAGCUGUCCUGUCUUGUAAUUAAACGAAGACGUAACCUCUCCUGCUCAUCCUUGGCGGAUAUAAAUCAGCGUAACUCAAAACGCGUUCAGUCUGACAGCUAGCUAACAUUAGCUCUCCUAUGUUGACAAGCUAACUCAGACGAGAUCCUCUGAAGAAGUUGGCACUUAGGUGCUAUUGUUUCAGUUUGGAUUUGCAUAUUUGACUCCUACAACCUGCCUGCCUGUUGGUGGUGGUUUGUAAACGUGUUGGACUUCUGUGUACGCUGACUGAAGUCCGCCAGCCAGGCAGCUAGAUCAGAAGGUCUCCUAGCUAAGGUUAUCACACCCUCAGGGUUAUCUACUAUAGCCCGAAGUUUGUUACUUUGUUUGAAUAGAGAGAGUAGGCCUUACUGAGUUGAUUACAACGUUAUCUUUAACCAACUGAAAGACAAUAUCCCGAAUGAAGGCUCACAGAGAAGUGCGGAUUUUGAUGCUGUCAGGACAUACAGGUGUCACCUGUUCUGCUUGGCAUUAUUAAUCUGACACCAGCAUCCAACAUCUGCUGCACCAGAGGCAACCGAUCUGCUGUUCUGCUCUCUUGAGCUGAUUUGCUCAAGAAGUUCUUUUCAGAACAGACCAAAAUGAAUCGUUACCUGCCGGUGGCACGACAGCACUUCCUGGCUGCCCUUGCCAGCACCAGUGUGGUGGUAAAAAGCAUAAGUGCGGUGGUGGUUCUCCUCUAUCUCUUGUCGUGGGCCGUGGACACUCCAUACACACUGGGGGUGACCCCAGGAUACCUAUUUCCACCCAACUUCUGGGUGUGGACCCUGGUGACCCAUGGGGUGGUGGAGCAGCACGUAUGGGGUGUGGCAGCCAACGUGGGGACAGUUAUGGCCUGUGGCCGCCUGCUGGAGCCUCUGUGGGGUGCUCUGGAGCUCCUGAUCUUCUUUGCAGUGGUCAAUGUCUCUGCCGGCCUCCUGGCAGGCCUCUCCUACCUCCUCACCUAUGUUGCCACCUUUGACCUGGACUUCUUGUUUGCUGUGCGUGUCCAUGGAGCAGCCGGGUUCCUCGGAGGUGUCCUGGUGGCGCUGAAGCAGACCAUGGGAGAUACCACAGUGCUCCGAGUGCCACAGGUGAGACUCAAGGCGGCACCAGCUUUGGUCCUCCUCCUCUUGGCCUUACUGCGCCUGUCUGGGCUACUCGACAGCUCUGCCCCGCUGGCUGCGUACAGCUACGGCGCCCUGUCCGGCUGGGUCUACCUUCGCUUUUACCAGAGGCACAGCCGGGGCCGCGGGGACAUGUCGGACCACUUUGCCUUUGCUAGUUUCUUCCCCGAAGCGCUGCAGCCGGCCGUGGGGCUGCUGGCGGGGCUGGUCCACUCCGCCCUGGUGAAGAUGAAGGUGUGCAGAAAGAUGGUGAAGAGAUACGACGUGGGGGCGCCCUCCUCCAUCACGAUCAGCCUGCCAGGGACGGACCCACAAGAUGCAGAGAGGAGGAGACAACUGGCCCUCAAGGCUUUGAACGAGCGUCUGAAGCGCGUGGAGGACCAGUCUGCUUGGCCCAGCAUGGACGACGAGGAAGACGAUGACGACGACGAGGUCAGAACCGACACGCAGCCGCUCCUCCCGGGUGGGCGCGACCCUUCCUCCUCCACGCCGAGACCAGCAGGGGGACCCGUCGGCGCCUCCCUCCCCUCCACCUCCUCGUCCUCAUUGUCACAGAACAGCGGAGCGCCAUCCACAGGCGGAGCGCCACACCCAGAGUCCAGCAUUAUCAGCUUUGAGGAUGCGCCUUCGAGAUCGUAACAAAUAGAACACAAGUGUACAGAUAUGCACGCUCUGUUCGGUGUCACUGGCGGGUAUACUAGUGUAGUCAGCGUCCCUGACUAGUAUACGGAUAUGUUCAGUGACCGUGAUUAGGCACACACUCGAUAUCACACACGCCAAAACACACACAACAUCUUUGACCAGUUCACGCACGCGGCCGUGCGCUCACAAACACUCUGUCGAUGUCAUCGUGAAGCCCAGAGGGGCGGUAACUGUACAGUGCUUUCAGUUCAGACGUGUUGGCUGUAAAUGCUCAGUGUAGUUGGGAAAACUGGACACUUAAUACUCCCCCUUCCUGCAUACAACUGAAAGUCAGUCAGAAAUUCUGUCUUGUCCGGACUUAAUCCCAACUUGCAGAGCUCUGUCCACUGCUUCAUGUCUCUCUCUCUCUCUCUUGCUUUCUAAAUAAAUAACAAAAUGGGUGUACAAUAUUCUUUUUGUGAAUCUUUUCGGGGCAGCCGUAGUUGUUUUCUGAUUGCCUAUGCCAAUGACAGAGACUCGCGUUGCUUCUUGUAUCUUGUUGAAGGGGCGACUGUGCGCACACCGGUUUGAUAAGCGCUGCUUAUCGCUAGCUGCAAGGGACAUUAGCUUUCGGUUCACUGGUUCUGAAUAUGUAACCAGAUGUGUAACGGAGGAAGCAGGAAAAGCUCCAACUGCUGGACCAGAGGGACGAAGCUGCUGCAGGUCUGUCCUGCUCAUGAACUAUGAUGCAAAACUUCAAGAUUUGAAGAGGUGCCAGGUGAAAAGAAUUUUCCAGACCAGGUUCAUUUUCUGUCUGGUGUCUCUCUGCAGCAACAGGCAGAAAAAAGGACCAUCCACCCAUUUUUUUAAAAAAAAUCCCCCAUUUGUUGUUCAAUGGAGAUAAAUUCUGUAUUUCUUUUUUCUUCUGGGUCUGUUCAUCACCAAAUGAAAUCAAAACACUUUGUCUCUGUGCACUAACAAGACAUGCUAAUGGUGUUACGCUCACACGCAGCUCUGUGGAUGAUUCUGAUUCUUCUUGUUUUACCAGUUAUGAGUUGAUUAUAUGUUUUUAGGUUAACUGCUCCUGGAGCAUCAUCCUGUACCCGUUUACACUUCCACCUUCUAGGAACUGAAAGUAUACAAGAAUCAGCAGUAGCCAUUCAGUUCUCAGUGUGCAUAUGUUGCAGGGAAGAGGUCACUGUCUGUCAUGCCUGUCAUUACAAAUGCGAUGAAGUGCAGGAGAAAGGGUGGAGAACAGGCACAGGUAUUUUAAGGAUAUUUAAAAUCUUAAUGGUUCAUGACUUGCAGAUUGAGAGUUUGUAUUUGUGUCAAACUCCGCUGUGAUUCGUUGUAGCUCAGAGGCUGACUCAUGAGGAUUAAUGGCUCUGUAGACAGAGGAGGCCUGCACUGAUCAAUAGACAGCCUGGUCAGGGUUUCCCAAUCACAUCCUUUGCACUUGUAACACCUUUCAUUUCUAAAAUCACAGCGUCAAGCACGGCCCGGUGGGGAAUGAUUUUCAACUGAGGUUGAUGGGCAGCUAAAUUGUUUCGUAUGAAGCGCUUUGUAAAUUCUAUGCAGACCCAAAGGUCAGUGAUUCAUUCAUUUUGUAGACUGUCAUCGCUCUAGAUGUCACAGUCUAUUAUGGUAAUGACCAAAUCAUUGAAUUUUCCAAUUUCCCACCUGUUGCAGCGAGUAUACUACGUCAGACGUUGCGAUCACAGCAAUGACAGUCGGUAAAUGAUUUUUAAACGUGUGAACGUGUGAUCACAAGGUUGAAAAUGUUUCCAAAUUUAAAUUAGAACUCAAAUAGUCCAGAAAGUGAACCGCACAGUUCUGCUGCACAGCGGUUUAUUUUGACCUGUUUGGCCUUUCUGUUAAGUACAUUCAUAUUUAUCCUCAACUUUAUUUAAAUACCAUAAAUGUCUUAGUCACAUGUGUGGGAAAUGGUGCGAAGAAAGGUAGAAAUGUGGAGUUCUGUUAGUCUGAUCCCUGAUCAGUUUAGGGUUUUCUCUGUGUGGUUCUGUGGAAACCUACAGGCCACAGACUCAGUCUCAAUGUCCGUAGUUGUAGUUUUGAGGAAGAACAUCACAAGAUUUGCUUUUUGACUAAUGCAGAAACAGUGCUGUGUGACUUGGCUCCAGCCUUCCUCCGUGUUGUCACCACCUGUUGCAUUGAAAAACAGAUCACAUUAGCAGUCUGAUAUUCGAGCUCGUCUUGGUUUUCAUUUUGUCUCCUUAGAUUUCCAAGCCAUGUUUAUUAUUUAUGUGUUGAUCUGACAGUGAGCUCCAGAUUAACGUUAUGAAGUGUGGCAAACUCAGAUUAAAUAUGUGGAGUAUGAUCUUGGAAGUCUGAGCAAUGAACCAGUCGCUUUUCAGCCGAUGGAAACGUGUCAUGUAUGGGAAGUGAUAAGCCAUAUUAGAGUGAUGAAGUUCUGCGUGCUGUCCUGUGUUUCUCCUACUGCUCAUUUCACUGUACUCUUAUUUUGGUGAGGCAAUGUUUACUUUGGAUGAGUGGGGUCAUUCUUUGAUUUAAUAUGAACGAGCGUGGUGUUGACAUGAAUGAAUGGACACAGGAAUGAGAGACUUUCAUACUAGACCGGAGUCAAAUCCAGCUUCACAGAGACGAUGGUCGAGCCGCAGUCAAACAUCUGAAAUCUCAAACUGCAUCAUGCCAUUAAAAGCAUUUGAAGUUGCAAAGGUGGAGAGGUCAAGUCAAACCUGCUGGAUGUUAGCAGUCUGAGGUUUCAGAUAGAGCCUACUUGGUCCAACCUUCAGCUAAACCUCCACCCUCCAUCUGUUUGUUUUGGUUUUUCUGUAUUCUUCUUUGUUCUGGCUGUGAACUUCCUGGCAGAGUAGAAAGGAAUGCAAUCACGUACUGUCUGUAUGGAUAAUGCCAAUUUACAGCUGGUGUUGACAAAGUAGAAAAGCUGCAGGCGAGGAGAAUGAAUGAUGUCAGUACUGUCAUUGGGUUUGUCAGUGGCCAAACCCUUCUAGUCAGUGAACAAGCGCUAAAGUGCCACCAAUGCAGUGUGGCUACAUACACGGUUUUCUUCCUCUACACCAGUAUCUUGUCAUUAUUGAAGACACACCACAGGCAGGUAGACUAGUUUUAAGCUUCACCUGGUGCUCUCACAGUUUUACCCAAACAAUUUGAUUUUCCCUGAUUGGUUUCCUGUCAAAGUGGCCAAUGGAGAGAACGGAUAAGCCAGAUUUAUCUGCAUCUAGCUGGUGAUCGUGUCCCACUUAGCUGUGCAGAUCCUUUGUUUUAUGAGUUACCAAUAUUUAUGGAGUUAAUGGGCUUUUAAUGUAACCAGGAAAUGACAAUUUGAAAUCCUUAUUGUGAAGCUGUCUUCAUUUGCAAUUACAAACCGAUUAAUAACAAUUAUUGUAUUUUAAUAUCUGUAAAUACAACACAAAAAUAACAUUUAAAUUCUUGACUUUUAGUCACUUUGGCAGGCAACAAAUUACCUAGAAAUGUAAUUGUUUGGUCAAAUUGUGACACCAGCCUCCAUGUCUUGUGGAUGAAAGCUCUUUUCCUGCCCUAAAAUGAAAGGCAGAUUUUUCACAGCAAUGUUUUUUGUUUGUUUUUUAAUAGAUUUCACUGCUUUCAUUGUCCUUAUCAGUCCACUUUUGCACCAACAGAUCUUGUUGUUACUAAUGACAGUAUAUUUCCCUCUCUCUACUGUGGCUGUUACACAGACUUUUCUGUUUUAGUUUUCAGAUAUAUUUCUUUAUCUCUAUAUGAAAUUAAAGACGAUUGUAUGAAACGAGUGUUUCAGUCUUUGUUGCGUUGCUGUUGU